CGACACUCUCUCUCGGAAGCCUGCGGGGCACGCACCCUGAGGUCCUCUCUCAUCGGCCAAUAGGAGAUUGACGCACGUGCCGCCUCGUGGCUCCAUCGGGCCCAUGCGCGCGCGGGCUGUUCAGUGAUAUGAUUGGUUCUCUCUGCGCGGAGGGGCGGGGCUGAGAGGGAGAGGAUUCGGCGGGGGGGGGGGGGGCCGCUGGCGCGAAGGCGAUAAAGCAGCGGCGUCCGGCCCGGGCGCGGAGGUUUCGUUGGUGCCCCUCCCCCCGCCCCGCCAUGCCGAACCGCAAGGGCGCGCGCAACGCCUAUUACUUCUUCGUGCGCGAGAAGCUGCCCGAGCUGCGGCGGCGCGGCCUGCCCGUGGCCCGCGUGCCCGACGCCAUCCCGCUCUGCUCGCGGGACUGGGAGUUGCUGACUGAGGAUGAAAAGGAGAAAUAUGCAGAGAUGGCUCGUAAAUGGAGAGUGGAGAACUCCACCCAGACAUCACUGAAACAGCCUCCCAGUCAGAUUUCUCCAGUUCCUGCACCACUGCCCAUGCAGAUACAGAGACGCACUUCUCUUCCAGAUGCCAUCAGUCUUUCUUGGAAGAAUGAUCAGGCUGUGCUUGGGAACAUCUUCUACUUCCUGAACAUUUACAGUCAUGGAGAGCUCCCCUCUCCCUGUGAGCAGCGCUUCCUCCCUUGUGAGAUUGGCUGUGUCAAAUACUCAUUACAGGAUGGCAUAACAGCAGACUUCCACCGCUUUGUAGAUCCCGGAGAGGUGCCACGUGGCUUUCGGUUUCAUUGUCAAGCAGCAAGCGAUGCCACUCACAAGAUCCCCAUCUCUGGUUUUGAGCUCUCGAAUGCUGGUCACCCUGUUGUGUUACGUGAACUUUACUCGUUUGUUCGGCCAAACCGUGGCAGGUGGCCACCUGUGUACUGCAAGUCUGAUGACUGGUACAGAGUCAACUGGUGUCUGAAGUGGAUGGCGAAGGAAGCAGGCACUGAGAACCAGCUGGAGCUUCGCAGUGUGGAAAACCUGGUGGUGGAACUGUACCAGCGGAAACUUCAAAAGGAGCCUUCCAAGACCUGGGUGCGCAACCUGCUGGAUGUCUUCGUGUGGGAUUACUCCAGUAACACUCGGUGCAAGUGGCAUGAAGAGAAUGACAUCCUGUUCUGUGCUUUAGCGUCCUGCAAGAAAACUGCUUAUUGCAUCAGUAACACUCUGGCAAGUGUGUAUGGAGUCUCGCUCACAACAGCUCACCUACCUCUGCAAGACUAUGAUUCCAGCAACAAUAUGAAUCCCAAGGUGGUGGUGCUGGAUGCUGGACGUUUCCAGAAGCUGAGGGCUCAGAAUCCUGGUUAUAAUCGAUACUUCAGUGCUCCAGUUGAGAAGCAAGGUGCUGCCUCUUCUGCUGGUGAACAUCCCUCUGGAGUGAUGUCGUCAUGUAGAACAAGCACACGAGGAAGAGGAAUCACUCGCUUGCUGGAAAGUCUGGAGACACUCUCCAAGUCCUCCAGCAACUGAAAGCCCACCUUCCCUCCUAACCUUACCAGGAGAACGGCACAUCCUGCUCUUCCUUAUCCCCAUUGUAGUCUGGGACUUUACCAAAUUGCAGUUGCUUUGUCUGUCCCUGUAUGCAAAACCCUAAAAUACAUUCCCCUUCCCUUGACCCAAUGUAACAGUUCCCUUAGAAUGAUGACAAACCUGUUGACUGGAGAGGAAUUUUCUUUCAAUUAGAAGGAAAUCCUGGUUUUA
Gopherus flavomarginatus (Mexican gopher tortoise) is the source of this 1736-nucleotide messenger RNA. RefSeq names its product maelstrom spermatogenic transposon silencer (gene MAEL). The transcript has 12 exons. Gene Ontology annotation, molecular function: sequence-specific DNA binding. Gene Ontology annotation, cellular component: nucleus; P granule. Gene Ontology annotation, biological process: spermatogenesis; regulation of miRNA-mediated gene silencing; piRNA processing. Bases 276 to 1505 code for a protein of 409 amino acids. The record is from RefSeq and is a predicted model, not a curated record. NCBI's taxonomy places the organism in Eukaryota, Metazoa, Chordata, Testudines, Testudinidae.